Messenger RNA from Piliocolobus tephrosceles (Ugandan red Colobus), 672 nucleotides. RefSeq names its product ras-related protein Rab-33A. Gene Ontology annotation, molecular function: GTPase activity; GTP binding. The coding region runs from base 43 to 543 and encodes 166 amino acids. The transcript has a single exon. Lineage: Eukaryota; Metazoa; Chordata; Mammalia; Primates; Cercopithecidae. The record is from RefSeq and is a predicted model, not a curated record.
AUUUUUAUAGUGCUACAAAACCAUGUUUUCUCCUCUCUGUUCAUGUUCCCUUUUCUGACUCCAUCUCUGCGUUUUUGUAUGUUCCAGGUUCAGGUGUGGGACACAGCAGGUCAGGAACGUUUCCGCAAAAGCAUGGUCGAGCAUUACUACCGCAAUGUACAUGCCGUGGUCUUCGUCUAUGACGUCACCAAGAUGACAUCUUUCACCAACCUCAAAAUGUGGAUCCAAGAAUGCAAUGGGCAUGCUGUGCCACCACUAGUCCCCAAAGUGCUUGUGGGAAACAAGUGUGACUUGAGGGAACAGAUCCAGGUGCCCUCCAACUUAGCCCUGAAAUUUGCUGAUGCCCACAACAUGCUCUUGUUUGAGACAUCGGCCAAGGACCCCAAAGAGAGCCAGAACGUGGAGUCGAUUUUCAUGUGCCUGGCUUGCCGAUUGAAGGCCCAGAAAUCCCUGCUGUAUCGUGAUGCUGAGAGGCAGCAGGGGAAGGUGCAGAAACUGGAGUUCCCACAGGAAACUAACAGUAAAACUUCCUGUCCUUGUUGAAACCAAACGGUGUAAAUACAAGAUAAAUUAUCACUGGAGUUUUUCUUUCCCUUUUUUCUGUGCCUGCAUAAUGCUGACACCUGCUUGUUUCCAUACAAAUUGAUAUCAAAAUAAAAUUUGUAUAGAUUA